Cladocopium goreaui is the source of this 625-nucleotide messenger RNA. Lineage: Eukaryota; Dinophyceae; Suessiales; Symbiodiniaceae. The record is from the annotation of a GenBank genome assembly.
GGUAGUAACCAGCAGAGAUAUCGACGUCAAAGUGCAUUGUUUGGCCAUGGCACAAGCACCAGAGACAUCUGGUUCCUCAACCAUCCCAGGAGACUCUGACCCUGACACGGCCACUUUGAGCCAUGUCGAGGCGCUAAGGGAGUUGCAAGACUUCGUCCAAAGCAGACAGAUACCGUACUUGGGCCAGUGGUAUUCCAGGAUUGCCCUGAAAAAGCUGGGUGUACAGAUCACAAGCCAUGACAGGGACUCUUCACCAUGGGUCGAUGAGGGCCGUUGUCUCAUACGAGAGGUGCACGCUCAUGCUCAUGAUGCCUGGUCCACAGCGCGGCCACAAAUGGGCGCUGUGCCCCAUUUGGGGUUCACGGGUUCUGGGGAGUUUAUGUUUGUUGUUGUGAUCUUCAUCGUCGUGUUCACGGUUUGUUCCUCAGCAUUUUUGUUUUUGCAUGUUUUUGCUGCUACUGGCUCGGCAAUGUGUGGGGGUUUUGGCCUAAACUUUUCACUCAGUGUUGGACCUUGGGUGGCAGUUCGGACCAUUCAUUCAGGUUCGGGGACACGUUAACAUAAAAUGGCCAUGGCCCAGGCUUCCAGAGACCUCGAACGCCCUGUGAGCUGCGAGGGCUGAAAA